Notechis scutatus (mainland tiger snake) is the source of this 2319-nucleotide messenger RNA. RefSeq names its product nephrocystin 1 (gene NPHP1). NCBI's taxonomy places the organism in Eukaryota, Metazoa, Chordata, Lepidosauria, Squamata, Elapidae. Gene Ontology annotation, molecular function: protein binding. The record is from RefSeq and is a predicted model, not a curated record. Gene Ontology annotation, biological process: protein localization involved in establishment of planar polarity. Gene Ontology annotation, cellular component: cilium; cytoplasm.
UCUCUUUGCUCAAAGCAACUUCGGCGAUGUCUACACAAAUGACCGGACGUCGGAGCCGAAGGGGCCCACUGCAGAGCGCUUUGCGUCGGGGCCGAGAGCUCCGGGAACAGGUGGAAACUUUGCUUCAAGAAAGCAAAACAGUGAAGGCUCUGGAUUCUGAAAAAAAGAAAAGCCUUAAUGAGAGAUGUUUGGAGCUGAAGAAAUCUGUGGAUGAAAAUACCUUAACUCUUCAGAACUUAAAGAAAUCAGAUGAGCCUGCACCAGUAGGAAAUUAUAAUCAGAGAAAAGAAGAAGAAGAAAAACAAUUGUUUGAGCUUUCUCAGCAACUGGAAAAACUUGCUGCAGUCCUUAACCAGGACAAUGUAGUCAAAGACUCUAGAAUGAAUUUGAAAAAGAAAGGCAGCCCAGAGGAACAGCAGAAAAAUGAAGAGACAGAAAAUGAGGAAGAAGGACAAAGUACCCAGAAUGAUGAUGAUGAUGAAGAAGAGCAAGAUAGCGAGGACGAUGAGGAUGAUGAAGAUGAUGAUGAAAGUAAACUAGAUGAUUCACUUAAUACAGAAUUCAUCGCACUUGGAGAUUUUGCUGCACAGCAGGAAGGGGAUUUGACAUUUAAAAAAGAAGAAGUUCUUCUUAUCAUUGAGAAAAAGCCUGAUGGUUGGUGGUUGGCUAAAAAUUUAAAAGGGGAGAAAGGCCUUGUGCCUAAAACCUAUCUUAUGGCAAAAGACAAGGAAGAAGAAGAGCCAAGUGAAGAGGAAACAGAGGAGGACAUUGAAGUGGCAGAUGAAACAGCAGGUGGAGCCGAUAUUCUGAAAAGAACAGACUCUCACUGGAGUGCUGUCAAAAAGGCCCUCACAGAGAAUAAUGCCUUAGAUGCCCUGACAACUAUGGGAGCAGUGCCUGCUGGAUUUCGACCUUCAACGCUUGCACAGCUCUUGGAUGAAGGAAAUCAAUUUCAGACAGCUUCAUUCCUUCAACCUGUGCUUACACCUUCCAAUCUUUCUUUCCAAGAUCUGGUAUGGAGCUCUGAAAAAGGCAGUAUUCAGCCAAGGCCAACUCGGAUAUCAUUAGUUAUGACUUUAUGGAACUGCAAAGGCAUUCCUUUUCCUGGCAUUAGUAUACAGGUCCUCAGUAGACAUAUCCGACUCUGCCUUUUUGAUGGCAACCGAAUUUUGAGCAACAUUCAUACUGUAAGAGCUACAUGGCAACCAAAAAACCCCAAAACAUGGACCUUUUCUCCAAGGGUCAGUGGCAUUUUACCAUGUAUUCUUGAUGGUGAUUGUUUCAUUAGAUCCAAUGAUCCAUCUCCAGACAUUGGACUAUUGUUUGAACUUGGAAUCACUUACCACAAUUCAACAGGUGAGAGUGGAGAAUUAAGCUGUGGUUGGGCAUUUCUAAAACUUUUUGAUUCAAGUGGCUUUCCAGUUCCUUUCAAAACAUACGAGCUGUUUUUGAAUGGUGGGACUCCAUAUGAAAAAAGGGUAAAAGUGGACCCAUCAAUUUCAAGGAGAGCCAGCAGCAAUGUUUUUCAACAUAUGAUAACACUGAGGAAGCAGCCACAACUUCUAGUGAAACUGAGGUCUAUUAGCACAAGAUCGAAAGGCAUCCUGAACCUAUUACCAGAAGUAUUAAUUGGCAGCAUGUGCUAUAUGCAUCUCAUAUUGUUUUAUCGUCAGAUCCUUGGUGAUGUACUCCUGAAAGACAGACCAAAUGUGCAACAUGCAGAUUUGAUCAGCAAUCCAAUUUUGUCAACUUUUCCUAAACUCAUGGAACAGCCUGAUAUUAUGGAUGCGCUCAGGAGUUCCUGGGCAGAGAAAGAGAGUACAUUGAAGAGAUCAGAAAAGAGAGACAGUGAAUUUCUGAAAUCAGUGUUUGUCCUGGUGUACCAUGACACCGUCUAUCCGCUUCUUCAGUCUGUGUCACUUCCAGAGUACAAGUGGGCAGAAGAAGAAUCUGAAGGUACUCGCUGGCGAAUAAUAGCUGAAUUCCUAAAGAAAAAUCGAGAAAAAGGGGGCAGUCUACCUUCUCUACUAUCAUUGGAAAGCCCUCACAAAGCUUUCGAUGUCAUGGAAACUGCAUAUGACUUUUUAGGAGAGGCUAGAAAAAAUAGUCCUCUAAUAUGAAAGACAUUUGUGGUUAUUCAUCUACCAAUUGCCAAACCAACACGAACUAAUUAAAUAGAACUGAUAAUGUGUUCCAAAAUGUUGUAUUUUUAUCAUUUGACUAAAACUUUUAUACCAAAUUUAUAAAUGCAAUGUAUUGAUAAACUUUAAAAAAAACAACUAUCAUGUUGGUUAUUGAUUUGUAUAUUUAUGAAGGAAG